Laccaria bicolor S238N-H82 is the source of this 468-nucleotide messenger RNA. RefSeq lists its product as uncharacterized. The coding region runs from base 1 to 468 and encodes 155 amino acids. The record is from RefSeq and is a predicted model, not a curated record. The transcript has 2 exons. NCBI's taxonomy places the organism in Eukaryota, Fungi, Basidiomycota, Agaricomycetes, Agaricales, Hydnangiaceae.
AUGGGGCCUUCUGGGUACUCAACAGCAAAAGCAUACCUUCCACACGAUUGCUCCUUUUGUGAAGGAGGUGAAGGAUUGUUUUCCCACUAUGGGCGCAUGGCAACUGGUGGUGACACUGUGUCAAGACUACCAUCUGAAAGUUUCCAAGAAAAUGGUUUUGGCAUAUCUCAACCUCAUGGUGCCAGAAGCCAUCAACUUUUGCAAACGGAAGUGCUUCCAUCGGAAAAGGUUCUGGUCAGCCAGGGUGAUGGAUAUCUGGUUGUGCGACCAGCACGACAAAUGGAAGUAGUGUUCGCAGGUCCAGUUAAGUCCAGUUUUUUACCUCAAAACGACGCAACUGGCAACCGCAACCGGUCUAGACCGAUCCAAAUAUUGAGGGACCGCAACCGGACCGCUUUGGACCGGUCUUUUUCGGUCCACAACGCAAAAAAAACCGGUCCAGACCGGUUGCGACCGGUCUUUUGUUGA